Messenger RNA from Sesamum indicum (sesame), 399 nucleotides. The record is from RefSeq and is a predicted model, not a curated record. NCBI's taxonomy places the organism in Eukaryota, Viridiplantae, Streptophyta, Magnoliopsida, Lamiales, Pedaliaceae.
AUGAAAUUAUCUGUGAGAUACUUUGGGCCUUAUCCAUUGAUUGAGAAAGUGGGGAAGGUUGCCUACAAACUUGCUCUACCUCCUGAAUCAAAAAUUCAUCCGGUUUUCCAUGUUUCCCUUAUGAAGAAGAAGAUAGGCUCCAAAUACAUCCCAUCUGUAAAUCUACCUGAAAUGGAGGAUGAAGUUUACAAGGUUUACCCACUGGCUAUCCUAGCAAGGAGGGUCAUUCCUAGGAAUAAUGUUGGGGUACCUCAGGUUCUUAUCCACUGGUCACAUUCUUCUCCAGAACAGGCCACCUGGGAAGAUUAUUACUCCAUGGCAGCUCGUUUUCCAUAUUUUGGUCCUUGGGGGCAAGGAAGAAAAAAAAGAGGAGGGAAUGUUUGCGACUUUUUUAAGUGA